AUGAGUAAAUUGUUCAAGGACCAUUCAAUGGAAUUUAGUUUUAAUAUUAAAUUAAAUAUUGCUCUCUCUGAAACAAUGGGUUCAUCCAUUUCUUUAGCUAAUCAAAAGUAUAUUCACUAUAUCAUAAAGCACACUUUUAACAAAGACAUUCGUGUGAUAUCAGUAAGAAUAAAAAAUAAAUUACAGUAUGGUUGUUAUACUGAGAUUUUAAAAACAUUAAUUCUUUAUCAUAUUCUAUCACGAGAGGGUUCUUCUAAUUUAUUUGCACAAAUUUCUGAUUUGAAUCCACGUCCAAUAAAGAAAAUUAAAGAUAUCACAGACUUUGAUACAUCAAAAUAUUCUUAUUGGGUUUUUCAUUAUUUAUUACCACUUCAAAAAUCAUUAUCAUUUCAUAGAAAAUAUCCAUUCUUUACUGGAAAAUUUGUUCUUCCAAAUGGGACAAGUCUACCUUCUUCACAACAAAAUAUUUAUUCUAUCUCUGUUAUUCUUGAAGACCUUGUUAAUAUUUUCUAUUCUUAUAAUUCUUUAAUUUUAGAUUUCUUCAGUAAAAAAACAUCAAAUGUGAUAUUGCACCAAAUGGUAUUAUUAUGUAUUCAAGACAUCUUUGCUAUUUAUUCUUUAAUAAUAGAACUUGUCAAUUGCCAUGUGUUUUUGUCUCAUAUUCCCUUUGACCCAUCUUCAUAUCAAAUGACUGGGAUGAAGUCAAAUCUUGAUUUGAUCACUUCCUGUUCUUCUCAAGAUAAUAGAUUAGCUUCUCUCAUACACUUAAACGCUAUUGACCCAAUUCCAAUAAACCCAAUCACAAAUAAAUCAUUUUUUAAGCGCUAUGGUCUUGAGAACAUAAUUUCUAAUGAUCAGCCAAUAGCUGAACCCCCAUUAGAUACAUCAAAUGACGCUCUAGGUUGUUUAGUUUUAGAAUAA
This is a messenger RNA of Entamoeba dispar SAW760, 921 nucleotides long. RefSeq lists its product as uncharacterized. Gene Ontology annotation, molecular function: phospholipid binding. The transcript has a single exon. Lineage: Eukaryota; Evosea; Mastigamoebida; Endamoebidae. The record is from RefSeq and is a predicted model, not a curated record. Bases 1 to 921 code for a protein of 306 amino acids.